AUGUAAAAUGAGCUUAACGUUGCAGGUUAGAGAUUCUAACCUACAAAUUACAACGUGCCAUGCGACGCUACGUUUAGCGCAGGCCGCGCAGGGGGUUUCGCUUUGCGGUAGUGUUCGCGAUAGAUGAGUAGACGGGAGUUGUUGCGCGCCGAAGGAUUUGUUCGCGUACGCGUUUAGUUUCACUGGAAAUGCGAGUUUUUGAAAAUGGCCAACGCCGAGAUGCUGCAGCUGGAUGUCUGGAAGGGCGAUUGGGGCCUGCCGUCGAUCGACAUAGAGUGCCUACAAGUUCUGGCGUAUGCCAAAUUCAGUGGGGUACCUUUAAAAGUAAAUCUAACGAGCAAUCCAUUUAGAACACCCAAUGGUCGAUUACCUUUGCUUAGGGCUGGUCUUCGUACUUUGGAUACAGUUAAAGAUAUAUUGCCCUAUUUUAGAGCAAAACAUAUUUCUGACUGUACAUUAAGCGAUAAACACUUGGCAGACGUCAUCGCUUAUGAUUCUCUGCUUAAGGAAAAGUUGUAUCCAGCCUUCCAAUUUAUAUGGUGGAUAGAUAAAAAGAAUUUGGAUGAAUUAGUUAGACCGUGGUACUGCAAAGCUCUGUCUUUCCCAUUUAAUUUCUAUUAUCCAGGGAAAUUUGAGCGGCAGGCGCAUGCCUUAAUGCAAAGUUUAUAUCCUCUAGAAGAUAAUAUAAAUGUUAUCGAAAAUGAGGUAUAUUCGGAAGCACAAAAAUGUUUAACGUUAUUAUCUACGAGGCUUGGAGAUAGAGAGUUCUUCUGUGGGGAACAGCCUAGCACAUUAGACGCUGUUAUAUACUCGUAUCUAGCACCAUUGCUCAAAGCCCCGCUACCGAAUCCAGUUCUGCAAAAUCAUCUGAAAGCCUGUACAAAUCUAGUGAAGUAUGUGUCGCGUAUAUCACAGAGGUACUUUGAAAACGAAUAUCAAACUUAUGAGAAGCAUAAAGCCGAGAAGAAUGUUGAAAGAGGGAGAAGAGAUUCUGAAAGUGAAUUUCCAAACAAAAGAAGAAAUCAGAUUCUCGCCGCGCUCGUCGCUACGUUAGCAAUGGCGGGAUAUGCAUUAUCCACUGGUAUUGUAGAGGUGCUAGUAUAUUUGUUAAGAAGCAGAAAAUUUAUUAAAAUUCCUAAGAAGAAAAGAAAACGUACCAGUAAAGGAUGAUGAACUCGCAGAUAUGCCAAUGGAAUACAUGCUGAAUGACGAAGAUGACGAAUAGCAGUUAGCAAAGAGAAAUUUGUGUUUUCACGACAAAGAUAGAAAAUAUAAAAUUAUUAAAUGCAGAAUAUCCUGUUUCAUGCAACAUUUCGAGAUAUUUACGUUUGAAUGUCUUGGUGGAAUAGUCCUAUAUUUGUAUACACAGGGAGAAAGAGAGGGAGAUAAUACAUAAAUGUAUAAAUAGCAAAAUAUAUAACAAAGUAAAUAAAUAUUUUGGAAUAAGACGA
Solenopsis invicta (red fire ant) is the source of this 1451-nucleotide messenger RNA. RefSeq names its product metaxin-1. Bases 205 to 1170 code for a protein of 321 amino acids. Gene Ontology annotation, biological process: mitochondrion organization. Gene Ontology annotation, cellular component: SAM complex. Lineage: Eukaryota; Metazoa; Arthropoda; Insecta; Hymenoptera; Formicidae. The transcript has 6 exons. The record is from RefSeq and is a predicted model, not a curated record.